AUGUCAAGGUAUCACAAGGCAGCCAUCGAUGGCUAUCUUGAACUCCUGAAAGAGGCAACAACACAAGAUUUGAACACCCCGGACGAGGAUGGAAUGACACCGACAUUAUGGGCUGCCUACCAUGGGAAGCUGGAGGCUUUACAGUUGAUUUGCAGUAGACGGGGAGAUCCAAACAGGAGUGACAUUUGGGGUAACACUCCUCUCCACCACGCCGCCUCUAAUGGCCACCUGAGGAUCAUCAGUUUCCUGGUGAACUUUGGUGCCAACAUCUUCUCUCUGGACAAUGAGUACCACACACCCAUGGACGUGGCAGCCUCAAGCAACCACAUGGAGUGCGUACGCUUCCUGGACAGCGCAGCCUCCCAGCAGACCAACAAGAACGGCAAGAAGGUGGCAGCGCAGAAGAAGACAGCUAAGAAGGAGGCAGAUGAGCGCAUCAAGCGGUGCGAGAAGGUGAAGAAGAGGCACCAGAGCAAGAUGGACAAGCGCUACCGUGAAACCAUCGCCGCGGAGCAAGCCAGCACAGACCCUUCCUACAGCACGGCCUCCAUCAACAGCGCGCAGUUCUCCAACAUCCUCGCCGCAAACAAGUCUGGCACGUGGAGUUUGAAAGGAACACUCCAGAAGAUGAAGAAGAAGGACACGCUCGGUAAGAAGGACAUGGUGGAGAGGCAGGGUGACAGCAACGUCAUCUUUGUCAAGCAGAAUGGCCCCGCCGAGAAGCCAGAAUUUGCAGAUGUGUUUAACGAGGAGGAUGAAGAUGCUGAAGGUGAGAGCGGAAUCGGCAUAGCUGAGGAGGACGAGGCUGAAGACGCAGGGGAGGGGUCCAUCUUCAAAACCGGUCUGGGCAAAAUGGUGUUCCGCAAGAACUUCUCCAUGGAGAUGGGGGUGGAGCCGGAGUACACUCCCAAUGCUGACAUGGGGGAAGAUUUUGCAUCCCUGAUCCACAAGGAGAUGUUUGAGAACGAGGAGGAGGAGGAGGAGGAGGGAGACGCUAAUGGCUACGCGCCGGGGGAAAGCGUCCCUUGGGAUCAGGAGGAGAUCGGGCUGGAUGACAUCGACGAGGACACGACUCCCCUGGACGCCUUCCUGUCCUCCGUCAACCUCAUGGGCUUUGCGCCCAUGUUCGUCCGCGAGAAGAUGGACCUGGAUGCUCUCAUGAUGUGUUCGGACGAGGACCUGAAGAGCAUUCGCAUCCAGCUGGGACCUCGCAAGAAGAUCCUUGAGGCCACCGCCAGACACAAGCACAUCUUGGCCAACCCUGGCAUCCUGAAGGACACCUUUCUGUGAGAAGUCAUGGAAAAAAAGGCAGUGCUUCUGAACUGAACUGUAACAUCUUGCUUCAGAAGCAGGGGCUGACACCGCAAGAGCAUCGUGGACAAGCCUGGCAAUCCUGAAGGACACCUCUCUGUGAGGUGUCAUGAAGGAGAAGGCCAUGAACUGAAUAGUACCAUCUUAACAGGGACAUCUAGGCCUAUGACGUAUUCGCUUUACAAACAAAAUUUAAUUAUCACAUAUUCAAUGUCUUAUCAAUGUCCUGUUAAUUUUAUGUACAGUAUGGUGUUAUUAUGGAUGCUUGAGGACUUUUAGCUGUUGAAGAUCCUGGAAUAUCUUGGAGGAGCCAACUGGAACACCCCUGGAAUUCUUGGCGAUACAUCUCCUUGAGAUAUCAUGGAAGAAGAAGCUAUGGACUGAACUAAAAUAAUGGCAUCUUGGUACAUAAGCAAAGGCAUACAGCCUUGUUAGCAAAAAUACAAAUCCAUUCUUACGGUACAAAACUUAAUUUAUUAAUGCUGUUUAAUGAAAUUCAUGGACUGUCCUGAGGUAUCCUUGAUUCCAUUCCACUCCGACUUUCUGGCUGUAUAGAUAUUGCACCUUUCAGAUAUCAUUGCCCCACACUGAAUGAAAUGAUACUGAACAGAAAAGUAACAUUUAAUAUGUCCGAAAGAAAAGGGACACAUAAAUAAAUGUCUUGUUGGGUUCAAAAAACUAACCCUAAUCAGCACAUACUCAUGUUAUUUUGUGAUGUUAACUUCAUCAGAUGUAUAUUCAAUGACCACACGGAAUUUUGCUGUUUAGUGGUUUGGAUUUAGGACAAAGUAAUUAAAUAAAACCAUGAUUAAGAACAAAUGGCAAACCUGUAUCCUGAAUAUAGUACCUGCAACAGUAAACAUUAUACCUUUGUUAUUGCAUGUCGUUAUGUCAUCAGAUCACAUAGCUACGAAAUGAUGUAUUAAUAAUUCAGAACAUUAUAAGCCCUUCAAUAAAGACAAUGAUGGUUAUCAUGUCAA
Molecule: messenger RNA, 2291 nt
Organism: Engraulis encrasicolus (European anchovy)
Lineage: Eukaryota; Metazoa; Chordata; Actinopteri; Clupeiformes; Engraulidae
Gene: anks4b
Product: ankyrin repeat and sterile alpha motif domain containing 4B
Exons: 3
Coding region: 1-1290 (429 amino acids)
Molecular function (GO): protein binding
Source: RefSeq, a predicted model, not a curated record